Molecule: messenger RNA, 204 nt
Organism: Darwinula stevensoni
Lineage: Eukaryota; Metazoa; Arthropoda; Ostracoda; Podocopida; Darwinulidae
Source: the annotation of a GenBank genome assembly
AUGACGACGGGACACUAUUCGCAGCUGGUAUGGGCAUCCACUUACGCCGUGGGAUGCGGCUACGUCGCCUACGGAGGAGGGAACCGGCUCUACGUCUGCAAUUACGGGCCGUCUGGGAACUCAAAAGGGGCGACGGUGUACGGCGUCGGGACCCCUUGCACCUGCUGCCAAUCUUCCUGCACUUGGGGUCUCCUUUGCGACUGA